Molecule: messenger RNA, 2431 nt
Organism: Eubalaena glacialis (North Atlantic right whale)
Lineage: Eukaryota; Metazoa; Chordata; Mammalia; Artiodactyla; Balaenidae
Gene: HINFP
Product: histone H4 transcription factor
Exons: 10
Coding region: 313-1884 (523 amino acids)
Biological process (GO): anatomical structure development; regulation of transcription by RNA polymerase II
Molecular function (GO): DNA-binding transcription factor activity, RNA polymerase II-specific; RNA polymerase II cis-regulatory region sequence-specific DNA binding
Source: RefSeq, a predicted model, not a curated record
UGGUCGGGCAGCGUCGGGCUGGGCUUUGGGCUGGCUGCCGAGGCCAGGCUCUUCCCCGGUCGCUAGGCGAGGCUCCCUCUUGCUGUUCGGCCACGCUGGUCUGCCUGGUGCCUGCAGCGCCUUGCCCCCAACAUCGACUCGAACCUCCCGUCUGGGGCUUCGCUGCCGCUGAGACACGGUCGCCGCCACGCCUUGGGGGAAGCCUGCGGGGCUGAGAGGGAGAGGUUUACCCGCCGGAACGGUCUCCUUCCUUCUCUCCGAAUUCUACCUGUGCUCCAGGGGCCCGGUCCUCACCGCUUAGGGGUGAAGGCCAUGCCGCCCCCUGGGAAAGUUCCUCGAAAGGAGAACCUGGGGCUACAGUGUGAGUGGGGGUCCUGCUCCUUUGUGUGCUCCGCCAUGGAGGAGUUCUGCGAGCACGUCACUCAGCACCUGCAGCAGCACCUGCAGGGCUCCGGGGAGGAGGAGGAGGAGGAGGAGGAGGAGGAGGAGGAGGACCCGCUGGAGGAAGAAUUCUCCUGCUUGUGGCAGGAGUGCGGCUUUUGUUCUCUGGACAGUUCGGCUGAUCUUGUGCGCCAUGUCUACUUCCACUGCUACCACACCAAGCUGAAACAGUGCGGGCUGCAGGCCCUGCAGAGCCAGGCCGACCUCAGCCCCUGCGUCCUGGACUUCCAGAGCCGCAACCUCAUCCCUGACAUCCCUGACCACUUCCUGUGUCUGUGGGAGCACUGUGAGAGCUCCUUCGACAAUCCCGAGUGGUUCUAUCGGCAUGUGGAAGCGCACAGCCUGUGCUGUGAAUACCAGGCAGUCGGCAAGGACAACCACGUGGUGCUGUGUGGCUGGAAAGGCUGUACGUGCACCUUCAAGGACCGCUUUAAGCUUCGAGAGCACCUCCGUAGCCAUACCCAGGAGAAGGUGGUGGCCUGCCCCACCUGCGGGGGCAUGUUUGCCAACAACACCAAGUUCUUAGAUCACAUCCGUCGCCAGACCUCGUUGGAUCAGCAACACUUCCAGUGCUCUCACUGUUCCAAGAGAUUUGCCACGGAGCGGCUGCUGCGGGACCACAUGCGUAACCAUGUGAACCACUACAAGUGCCCUCUGUGCGACAUGACGUGCCCACUGCCAUCCUCUCUCCGAAACCACAUGCGCUUUCGCCACAGCGAGGACCGGCCCUUUAAAUGUGACUAUUGCGACUACAGCUGCAAGAACCUGAUCGACCUCCGGAAGCACCUGGAUACCCAUAGCAAGGAGCCAGCCUACAGGUGUGAUUUCGAGAACUGCACCUUCAGUGCCCGGUCGCUCUGCUCUAUCAAGUCCCAUUACCGAAAAGUGCAUGAAGGAGACUCAGAGCCGAGGUAUAGAUGCCACGUGUGUGACAAAUGCUUCACGAGGGGCAACAACCUCACCGUGCACCUUCGCAAGAAACACCAGUUCAAGUGGCCCUCAGGGCACCCCCGUUUUCGGUACAAGGAGCAUGAAGACGGCUACAUGCGUCUGCAGCUGGUUCGCUAUGAGAGUGUAGAGCUGACACAGCAACUGCUGCGGCAGCCCCCAGAGGGAUCGGGCCUGGGAGCAUCACUGAAUGAGAGCAGCCUGCAGGGCAUCAUUCUAGAAACAGUGCCAGGGGAGCCAGGACCCCAGGAAGAGGCUGAAGAGGAAGAGGAAGGUGGGGGUGGUGAGGGGACAGCCCUCUCGGCCUCUCAGGACACUUCUAGCCCUGUCAUCCACGUGGUGAAUCAGACCAGCGCCCAAGGUGAGCGAGAGAUUGUCUACUACGUGCUGUCCGAAGCCCCGGGAGAGCCACCCCCAGCCUCUGAGCCCCCCUCCGGGGGCGUCAUAGAAGAGCUUCAGGGAGUAGCUGAGGAGCCAGAAGUCCAGAUGGUGUGAAGGCUGCAGACCCUGACCAGUGCUACCCCAGACCCUGGGGUUUGAGCCGGGCUGGUGGCAUUGCCCCUAGUGGGCAGCCCUUGCCAAUGGAUGCCUUUAGGAGUGGUGCUGAGAGCAGUGCGGUCCACUCUGGACCCGGCUUGCAUCAUUCGGCAGACUGAGGGACUUCCCUUUUUUGCCAGACCACAUUUUGUGGGGAUCCUGAGGAGUUUGGAUUCUUUGGGGGGGCACCCUGGUUGUGUGUGUGUUCUCGUAGAGGGGGCUAGUGUCAGGCUUAACCCUAACCCCCAGACGUGCUGGAAGAGUGAUUAAAAUCCAUAGUCAACUCACAUCCAUUCCUGUCUUUAGGGGUCCUUAGGCCCAGGGAUGACAUGUAACUGAUCCCUGCAAGGGCCCUUUCCUCACAACCAGCCAAGGCAUUUCCCUCUAAAUGGUUCCUCCUACAAACCCCAAGGACUUUCAUGGUCAUCCUCAGGGAUGGGAUUGAAGGCACUGAGUAUGUGCGUAACAGUUGUUUUUGGUAAUAAAAGAAACGCUUGGGCCGUUA